GAAUUUGACAACUUAUACCUGGACAUGAAUGGCAUCAUACAUCAGUGUUCGCAUCCAAAUGAUGAUGAUGUUCACUUCAGGAUCUCAGAAGAUAAGAUUUUUGCUGAUAUUUUUCACUACUUGGAAGUGCUGUUUCGCAUCAUUAAACCAAGGAAGGUUUUCUUCAUGGCAGUCGAUGGAGUGGCUCCAAGAGCAAAAAUGAAUCAGCAGCGUGGGAGACGUUUUAGAUCAGCAAAAGAGGCAGAGGACAAAAUAAAAAAGGCAUUAGAAAAGGGAGAAACACUCCCUACAGAAGCCAGAUUUGACUCCAACUGUAUUACACCAGGAACUGAAUUCAUGGCCAGGUUGCAUGAGCAUCUUAAAUACUUUGUGAAUAUGAAGAUUUCCACAGACAAAUCCUGGCAAGGAGUAACAGUCUACUUAUCAGGCCAUGAGACUCCAGGGGAAGGUGAGCAUAAAAUAAUGGAGUUCAUCAGAUCAGAAAAAGCAAAGCCCCAUCAUGAUCCAAAUACAAGACACUGUCUCUAUGGCUUAGAUGCUGACUUGAUCAUGCUGGGAUUAACAAGUCAUGAGGCGCACUUUGCACUCUUAAGAGAAGAAGUCAGAUUUGGUGGUAAAAAAUCUCAAAGAGCAUGUGCACCAGAGGAAACCACAUUUCAUUUACUGCACUUAUCACUGAUGAGAGAAUAUAUUGAUUAUGAAUUUUCACCAGUAAAAGACAAGAUUUCCUUUGAAUAUGAUAUUGAAAGGAUAAUAGAUGAUUGGAUCUUAAUGGGUUUCCUUGUAGGAAAUGAUUUUAUUCCUCAUCUACCUCAUUUACACAUUAAUCAUGAUGCACUGCCGCUACUUUAUAGAACAUACAUGGCUAUCUUGCCAGAACUGGGAGGUUACAUUAAUGAAAAUGGGCAUCUGAAUUUAAAACGCUUUGAGAAAUAUCUCACAAGAUUGUCAGAUUUUGAUCGUGAACACUUCAGUGAAGUCUCUGUAGACCUGAAAUGGUUUGAAAGUAAAAUAGGCAAUAAAUACCUCAACGAGGCAGCUGGUAUUGCAGCAGAGGAAGCCAGAAAAAAGAAGCAGAAGAAGCAAAAGGCUCAGGAAAAUUCUAUAUGUCUGGCUGCUUUAGAAAAAAAUGAAGGUGAAGUGACUCCUAAAACCAUAUUGGAAGAUGAAGCAGAAGACGAUGAUCUGUUCGAAACAGAGUUUAGGCAAUACAAAAGAAAUUACUACAUGACUAAGAUGGGUGUAGAAGUAGUUUCUGACGACUUCUUGGCUGAUCAGGCUGAGUGUUAUGUCCAGGCAAUACAGUGGAUUUUGCAUUAUUACUACCAUGGAGUUCAGUCGUGGAGCUGGUAUUAUCCUUAUCAUUAUGCACCCUAUCUGUCAGAUAUUCGCAACAUUGGUGAACUCAAAAUCAAAUUUGAACUGGGAAAACCUUUCAUGCCUUUUGAACAGCUUCUUGCUGUACUUCCAGCAGCUAGCAAAGAUCUGCUACCUAAAUGCUACCAGCACUUGAUGCUUAGUCAAGACUCUCCUAUUAUAGAAUAUUAUCCACCGGAUUUUAAAACUGACCUAAAUGGAAAACAGCAGGAGUGGGAAGCUGUAGUAUUAAUCCCAUUUAUUGAUGAGAAACGACUGCUGCAGGCCAUGGAAUCCUGUAAUAAAUGUCUAAAAGAAGAGGAGAAACGAAGAAAUACUCACAGUGCUUGCUUAAUGUACUGGUAUGACAAAGAUGCAGAGUUCCAGUAUAUGUCGCCGUGGCCAGAGAAGUUUCCUGCAGUAGAAAGAUGUCAUACGAGGUAUAAAACAAUACCUUUGGAUGCUUGGCAUGUAGAAAUAACCCAUAAUAAGAUAACUAAAAUCAACAAGAGUGCAUUGUAUUUUUGUGGAUUUCCUACUUUAAAGCACAUUAAACAUAAGUUCUAUCUUAGAAAAAGCAGUGUUCAGGUGUUUCAGCAAAGCAGCCACGGAGAGAACAUGAUGUUAGAAAUCACAGCUGAUGAGAACGCAAAAGAGCAGACGGUAGAAAAUGUUGCUGGUUUGGUACUUGGAAAGCGUGUUUUUGUGAACUGGCCACACCUGGAAGAAGCCAGAGUUGUUGCUGUGUCAGAUGGAGAAACUAAGUUUUAUUUGGAAGAACCACAUGGCACACAGAAGCUUUACAUGGGAAAUGCAGUGCCCCCAGCUAAGGUGGCAUACAUUGGAGAUAAGGAACAAAGUAUGUGGAUAAAAGAAGUUCAAGGCAUUUCAGAGCACUACCAAAGAAGAAAAGGAAUAAUUAUUCAUGAAACAUCAAUAGUUGUGUAUGCUCAGUUACUCACUGGUAAUAGAUACCAACUAAACCAAAAUGGAGAAGUUUAUUUGGAGAAGCAGUGGUCAAAACAAGUUCUUCCUUUUGUUUACCAAACUGUUGUCAAGGAUAUCAAAGCCUUUGACUCUCGCUUUUCAAACAUCAGAACUCUGGAUGACUUGUUUCCUCCUGGAAGCACAGCCUUUAUGCUGGGAUCUCCUUACUAUGGCUGCAUGGGAGAAGUUCAAGAUUCACAUGAUGUGAUCACAGAAGGUAGAAUUCGUGUAGUUUUUAAUAUUCCAUGUGAACCGCAGCUUGAUCCUUUAAUACAGAACCAGCAUAAAUAUUCUGUGAAAUACAAUCCUGCAUAUAUUUUGGCCAGCCGUCUAGGAGUAAGUGGAUAUCUUGUCUCCAGAUUUACAGGGAGUAUCUUUAUUGGAAGAGGAUCAAAGAAAAAUCCUCAUGGAGAUCACAAAGCAAAUGUGGGGCUAAACCUGAAGUUCAAUAAGAAAAAUGAAGAAGUUCCUGGCUAUACUAAGAAAGUUGGGAAUGAAUGGAUGUAUUCUUCUGCAGUAGAACAGCUACUUGCUGAGUAUUUAGAAAGGGUCCCUGAGCUAUUUAAUUAUAUAGCCAAGAACAGCCAGGAAGAUAUCUUCUAUGAAGAUGACAUUUGGCCUGGAGAGGACGAGAAUGGAGCUGAGAAAGUUCAAGAAAUUGUUGCCUGGUUAAAGGCACAUCCUGUGUCUGCCUUGUCUCGCUCAUCUUGUGACUUGCAAAUUUUGGACGCAGCCAUUGUUGAGAAAAUUGAAGAAGAAAUAGAGAAAUGCAAGCAGAGAAAGAGCAACAAGAAGGUGCGAGUAACUGUGAAGCCCCAUUUGCUGUACAGACCGUUAGAACAGCAGAAUGGGGUGGUUCCAGAUCGAGAUGCAGAGUACAGGCUGUUUGACCGUGUUGUCAAUGUGAGAGAGAACUUCUCUGUUCCCGUUGGUCUUCGAGGUACCAUUAUAGGAAUUAAAGGAGCCAGCAGAGAAACAGAUGUGCUCUUCGAAGUUUUGUUUGACGAGGAAUUCCUUGGAGGCCUAACUAUAAGGUGCUCACCUGCCAGAGGUUAUCGUCUGCCAUCAAGUGCCUUAAUUAACUUGUCCCACGGCAGUAGGUUAGAGAUGGGAAAUCAGAAACUGAUGGCCAUAGUUAAACCUCAGCCAGCUAUGAACAACUACAACUCGUAUGCAUCUGAUCUGUCCUCUGUAUGCUCACAAAAAGUGCAUCUGGGAGGCCUCAACCAUUCUCCUCGCUCCCUUUUUGUUCCUACUCAACAACUGAAUGGAAGACAGCAUUACAAUCUCAGGGCUGAAAAUCAGGGCAACUCGAGCUCACCCCAGAAAGGAUCAUUUCUGAGUGGCAAUCAGAAGAAUAAAGCACAGAGUAAGCAAGAGGAUGAAUUCUGCAGCAUCUGGCAAUCAUUGCAGAGUUCUGGGAAGUCACACCACAUUCAGCAGAACAUGCAUGAGAAGGGUGCAGUUCUACCUCAGGAAGUCAAGCUGGCAACUGGCAAUCAAUUCUAUAAGCCAGGAUUCAAUGACAGCAGCUUUAAAGGUCAGCAACGAAAACAGGAGCCAUAUAAAAAAUUUAAAGAAGAUUCCAAAGUUUCAAGAGGUGAAAGUCAGCCACAUAAUAAAAUAUCAAACAAACAGAGUUUUGCAGGUGUGAAUAAGUACAAUGUCAAACUUCUGAAGAGGAAUGAAAGUCCCAGCGUGCCUGUAAUUCAGAAGGCUGCAGCUGGUGGUCCCUGUACAGGUGGAAAGAAGGACAAUGAACUUGAAAGCCUUCUAGCUUCUUUGAAGAUUUCCAAAGAAAAUGAAGUGCAGACUUACUCCAAGGAAGCAAGAGCUACAAAUGAAGAACAUCUGUCACCACAAUCGUUUGCUAUGAAAGGAACACAGAUGCUCAAAGAAAUUUUGAAGAUAGAUGGCUCUGACAUGGAAACAAGGAAUGAAGUGAAAUCCCAAGUUAAUGAUGUUCCUGUUCCCCCUAGUAGACAAGAUUGCCAUGGAGCUGCCUUGCAGUAUAGAGAAACAAAAAAAAUGGUUGCUUAUAUGAACAAACCUCAUAGCACAGGAGGCCCUCAGAACACACCAGCAGUGGAACCUGGAGCUCACCCUUUCCCUUGUCCACAGCCUGCACUGUCUACUGCUUCUGAACUUUCUCGUAUUUGUUCUCUUCUUGGAAUGUCGCAACCAGAUUUCUCUUUCCUAAAAACACCACAGACCAUGACAGUUUGUCACAUAAAAUUAUCAAAUGGUUUGCUGGUUCAUGGACCACAGUGUCAUUCUGAAGCUGAAGCAAAGGAGAAAGCUGCACUUUAUGCUUUACAGCGUUUGGGUUCUAUAGGAGUAAACUUCCCUUUGCCUCCACCUCCGCCCCCACCAGUGUUUCCAAAUUAUCAGCCACUGGGAGUUCCUGUACCACCUGGAUCUAUUCCUCCAGUGUUUGCACAACCGCCUGCUAAUAUAAUGCCUCCAUCAUCUCACAUGUUUGGUCCGGUGUCCUGGGGAACUCCAGUGCCUAAACAUUAUUAUCCUGGCUCCUACCCAGGAAAUGUGUCUCUUGUAGGAACUAUACCAGUUGGUUCUCACAACCAGUUUAUACCUCUGCAGGUAACUAAAAAAAGGGCUGCUAGCAAGAAAAACUUUGAGCUCAAGGAGUUUCAGAGUUCCCCUCAAGCUGCACCACUAAAGAAUGACCAGCCAGUGUCUUCUGACCACAUUCAGCAAGAUAGCUCUUCAGCUCCUUUAAAAUCUCCUCAAGCUGCUCAACCCACUGUUUCAUUUCAAGACAAUGUGGCUACUACAAGCGCUCCUCAUAACAAAUCAACACCAAACACUUCCAGCAAGCGAAAGCCGAGAAAGCUGGCUGUCAAUUUUGGCGCACCAAAAUCUUCAGAAUAAACAUGGUAGCUAGGUGUAUUUUAUCUUUAACUCUUCCCCCACUAUUAUGUUCUAUCACUUUAAAAAAUCAGAAAGCUCUAUUAAAAAAGACCAGCCACUUUAAGUAUAGUAUAGAAUGAAAUACAUUUUAUUUGCUAUGAUUUUCAGGUUGUUAUGAAAACGAUAAAAAUUAUGUUAAAACUCGAUGAUUUUUACUUAAAUUAACAAAAGCUGGGAAAUACUGAGUUAAGGUUACCACGCCAUCUAUUGUGCCUAGGUUUCCAAACAGUGGCUUACAGACUCUACUGGGUAAGCAGCAAUAACAGUGGCAACCUUAAUUCAGAAGUGCUGUGCUUUUCGGGAGGGAUAUGGAGCGGUAAUAAGUUGGGCAUCUAUCAUUACUUAGUAUGGCAUUUUGUAUUCUAGCUUAUUUUUAAGUAGUGUAAUAAGACAGAA
Molecule: messenger RNA, 5670 nt
Organism: Mesitornis unicolor (brown roatelo)
Lineage: Eukaryota; Metazoa; Chordata; Aves; Mesitornithiformes; Mesitornithidae
Gene: XRN1
Product: 5'-3' exoribonuclease 1
Exons: 42
Coding region: 25-5235 (1736 amino acids)
Biological process (GO): nuclear-transcribed mRNA catabolic process; rRNA catabolic process
Cellular component (GO): nucleus
Molecular function (GO): RNA binding; 5'-3' RNA exonuclease activity
Source: RefSeq, a predicted model, not a curated record